AUGCAUCAGACAAGUAAAGAUAAAAUUGAUCAAGAAAAAAUUAAAAUAAAUGAAGUGGGCAAGGCAUUUUUUGAAAUCCAAUUUGAUGCUAAAGAAAAAAUUAUUACUAGGUUGAAUGAUGAGAUCAAAGAUUUCAAUAAUAAAAACGAGAAGUUAAAAGGUAAAAUCAAUCGUUUAAAUAAAAAAUUGAAAGAUGAUUACGAAUAUUUAAAAAAGAUUUUGGACGAGAAAACUAAUUUUGAAAAACAAUUAAAGGCGGAAACCGCUCAACUAAAACAAGAAUUCGAUUCUAUGGACGAAACAGGCACAAGUAAAUUAAAAGAACAACACGAUGAAUUCAUUAGAGAAGCCGGAAAAUAUAAAUCGAUUACUGCUAUAUACGUGGGAAGAUUAAAUAAGUUGCAUGAAUUUUCCAAACAAGAACAAAUACUCGAAAAGAAAUACACAGACAUUAAAGAACAAAAUGUAAUCACGGAUAAAAACUAUGAAAUUGCAUUGAAAAAUCUCGAGGAGAAUAAAUAUAAAAGUGAACAAAUCGCUAAAAGAAACAUGUUAAAACGAUGUGUAGAUUUCUCACUACACAUGAAAAAACAAUCAUUGGCGGUUGAAUGUCCUGUUGAAGGGGCGAGUACCAAAGAUGUCCUCGAUCUUAAAGAAAUGGUGGACAUAGGCAAUAAACAGAACGCGAUUCACGAACAAAAAAUUCUCAAUUUGAAGGAAGAAAAUAAAUUACUUAACGAGGCACUUAAAGAAUUAUCGAAAUCGAACCGAGAAAAAAUUAUACAAAAAAAUAUUGAUGAUUAUUCGAAGGAGAAAAACUACGUCGACCUGGGGCCUUACAAUACUCGACAGGAUGUGACAAUUUUGGAAAGUGAACUGACGAACGCGAAGAAUUUGCCAGGAAUACAUCGGCAGGAUAAGGAUAAAGUUACGGUAGGGCGCGUGGCUCCAAUAUCUCUCGUGACCAAUGUCGAAAAAGACGAUGCUAAAAUGCAGUCCGUGGACCAAAACUUAUAUGUGGCCCAGAUGAAGUUGCGUGACAAUCUGUCUGCCAACGAGUUGUUGAAUCGUCGGAUUUGGAAGGCUCAGGACGUGUUGUUAAGUGUCUACGAGAAAGCGUCGGUUCAUUUGGAAGAGAUAAAAUCUAAUACAGACGACUCCAGGGAAAAAAUGAAUAGUUUUAUUCAAAAUCUGGACAAAGAAUUAAGAACGCUUUAGCAUUAAAAAAGGCAAAUUCAAAAAAAUAAACCAUGAGAAACUUGAUACAUUUUUAUAUAGUUCAAGGAUGUUUGAAUUAAAAAUAAUGAUGU
Messenger RNA from Metopolophium dirhodum (rose-grain aphid), 1310 nucleotides. RefSeq lists its product as uncharacterized. The transcript is spliced from 8 exons. The record is from RefSeq and is a predicted model, not a curated record. Gene Ontology annotation, molecular function: microtubule binding. Gene Ontology annotation, cellular component: cilium; ciliary basal body. NCBI's taxonomy places the organism in Eukaryota, Metazoa, Arthropoda, Insecta, Hemiptera, Aphididae. Bases 1 to 1218 code for a protein of 405 amino acids.